UAUUUUAAAAAUUGAUCAGACAGACGUGAUUACGUUACAGUAUUCAUCAGUGCCCACUAUCCUGGAGCUUUUUCGCGGGCGCGUGUUCCAUUUUUAGUUUAUUAUUCGCCCGAGAUCCCGCUGAAAUCGUUCAGCGAGGCGGAGCCCUGAACCAUGAAGUUCGCCGAGCAUCUCUCAGCGCACAUCACGCCAGAAUGGAGAAAGCAAUAUAUUCUUUACGAGGAAAUGAAGGGGCUACUGUACGCAGCUAUGGAGGGAGCCCCGUCUUCUGAGAUUGUGACUGAAGGCGAGAUUAAGAGCUAUUUCGCAAAAAUGGACGAACAAUUUUUCCAUCAAGCUGAAAAGGAGUUGUUUAAAAUCAACACGUUUUUCUCCGAAAAAUUGGCUGAAGCGAAUCGACGCUUCGCGGGUCUGAAAAGUGACCUGGCAUCAGCUCAUCAAGAGCCUGGAAGCAAUGAUGGACGGGGUGGAUUCGUCGGAUUAUUCUCUCGCUCAGGAACAAGAAAGAAGGACAGCGAACUGAAGCUUGCGUUCUCUGAAUUCUAUUUGUCAUUAAUCUUGCUGCAGAACUAUCAGAAUCUCAAUUUUACUGGCUUCCGGAAAAUUUUGAAGAAGCAUGACAAGCUUUUCUGCUCGGACAGUGGAGCCCGAUGGCGCGUUGAAAACGUCGAGUCUUCUCAUUUUUCUAUCAACAAAGAUAUCAACAAGCUUAUCCAAGAAACGGAGAAUCUUGUCACGCAUGAGCUUGAAGGAGGAAAUCGAGGACGAGCCAUGAAAAGACUGCGUGUACCCCCGUUGGGCGAUCAGCAUUCUCCGUGGACUACUUUCAAAGUUGGAUUGUUCCUCGGUGCCUUCCUGGUCUUACUUUUCGUCGUGGCGUUAUCAGCAGCCUUUAGAGACACUGGAAUCGACUGGAGGGUUGGAAUUCGUUUAUAUCGGGGGCAAUUCCUGGUGUUUCUCAUGGUUUUCCUGGUCGGCGUGAACGUUUAUGGCUGGCGCACAUCAGGCGUGAACCAUGUACUUAUUUUCGAGCUCGACCCCAGAAACCAUAUCAGCGAACAGCACUUGAUGGAACUUGCAGCUGUGUUCGGCGUCAUGUGGUGUGUGAGCGUCUUGGGCUUCUUGUAUUCUGAUGCAUUAGGAAUGCCGAUGUUUUCCCAUCCUGUGAUUCUCGCGGGAGCGAUGGUGGCAUUUCUCAUCAACCCAUUCCGUGUUAUGUUGUACGACGCCCGGAUUUGGUUCUUGCGGAUAUUGGGAAGGGUCGUGUGUGCACCGCUGUUCUUCGUGAACUUCGCUGAUUUCUGGCUGGGUGAUCAGUUGAACAGCCUAGUGCCGGCUAUUACUGACUUCGAGUACUUCAUUUGCUUUUAUGCAAGUAACGGCGGAAAUUGGUCGAAGGUGGCUGGAGGAGCCGGUCGUUGCGUGAACAAAAACUAUUUAAUUCGUCCUGUUGUUGGAUGUCUUCCGGCCUGGUUUCGUUUUGCGCAAUGUUUGAGACGAUAUCGGGAUACGAGAGAGGCUUUUCCGCAUUUGGUGAACGCGGGAAAAUACUCAACAACUUUUUUCGUCAUCCUGCUUUCAACGCUCAAUUCUGAGAACAAAGAUGAAUUUUCGUCGGCCGACAAAAAUCCAUACUUCUACUUAUGGAUUCUCGCAUCCAUCGUGAGCUCAUGUUAUGCGUAUACUUGGGACGUUCGGAUGGAUUGGGGUCUUCUUGAAUCAUCCUCGGGAGAUAAUAAGUUUCUGCGCGAAGAAAUCGUUUAUCCCCAUCGAGGUCAUUACUACUUGGCUAUCGUGACGGAUUUUCUGUUGAGAUUCGGUUGGGCCAUUUCGUUAUCGUUAAUUGAGAUGGGAUACGUUCAUGGCGACCUGAUGGUGACAGUGUUGGCUCCAAUGGAAGUUAUAAGGUACCGUAAUCAUUUGAAAUACAUAAAACUAUGUACUAUCUUCCGUUUUGUUCCGUUGCGUCUUUUCGUAUCUUCGUCACGUUUAAUUUUACCCCACUGCGUUUUCUCGCUUCUAUUUUUUUCUACGUUUGUUCCUCUUUUCUCUCGCUGUUGUGGUAUUUCGAAUGGCUUCUUUCUUUCGGUGUUUCUUGGUUGCGCAUUCGCUUUUUGUCUAUCCUAUGCUGACUGGGAUAGGCGAUUCGUGUGGAAUUUCUUCCGAGUGGAAAACGAAAUGUUGAACAACUGUGGCGACUUCCGUCGGAAGAAGGACGUGAUGUUCUACGAAACUUUGGAGGGCUCAUCAUCUCACGAAUUCGGUCUCGUCGUCAGGCGGUUUGUGUGGAACUUCUUCCGACUGGAGAACGAACACUUGAACAAUUGUGGGCAGUUCAGAGCUGUGCGAGACAUCGGUAUCAAGCCAAUGAACGACUCGGAUCAGGCCUUGAUGGUCCGGAUGAUGGACGAUCCCGAGAGUGUGAUUCAUGUGCGACAUCGGAGAGCCGCUGCAGCAGCUGCUGCUGCCCGAAGCAAGGGCAAAGGAGUCGGUCGGGAUGGCGUCAAGUUGCCCUUGUUGGGUGUGGGUGGAGCUGAAGGGAACGAAUCCGAUCCCUAUGCCACUGUUUCGUCCAUGAGCAGUGUUAGGCAAUGGCUCAUGUCCAUCGGCGGCAAUGCGAAGCCGUCGACAGCUUAA
Notodromas monacha is the source of this 2637-nucleotide messenger RNA. Lineage: Eukaryota; Metazoa; Arthropoda; Ostracoda; Podocopida; Cyprididae. The record is from the annotation of a GenBank genome assembly.